Messenger RNA from Fusarium graminearum PH-1, 828 nucleotides. RefSeq lists its product as uncharacterized. The coding region runs from base 1 to 828 and encodes 275 amino acids. Lineage: Eukaryota; Fungi; Ascomycota; Sordariomycetes; Hypocreales; Nectriaceae. The record is from RefSeq and is a predicted model, not a curated record. The transcript has a single exon.
AUGAUUGUGCCGCAAAAUCCCAAUCCUCAGGCAAACGGAACUAGCGAAUUCCCCAGCCCCGUGCAGAUUUGGUUGAAGCAACGAAUAAGAGAAUUCAAUGAGAAAAUGGGACUGGAAAAGUCUGAAAUCAACAAAUACUAUCAACAAAUGACGCUACUGCAGGAACAAUACGACAAGGCAGUCGCAGAACAUCAAUCGACUGCGGAGAAGACUCGAGAACAGAUAAAGAAUCUCGAAGAUCAACUCAGUCAGGCUCAACAACAUGUUGAACGGCAUACUAAGGCAGCUCGCCGUUUAGGACGAGAGCUCAAGGAGCAGAUCAAUGUGACUCGAGAGGGCCAGAAGCAGAGAGAGCAGCAGUUGGACAUAUCCGAGAAGAAAAUACAGGAUCUCAAUAAUCAACUCAGCCGGUCUCUAACCGAGAAAUUGAAUCUCCAGGGGCAACUUGAUUAUGCUUUGCAAACCAGCCAAGAUCUCCGGAAGCAGCUGGCGGAAGCUCAGCAGAAACAAGAAAAAACGGAGCAGGACGAGGAAAAGCUCAAAGAGUCUCAUCAACAUACCCCGAACCUUGGAAAGCGACCAGCGGAUUCACAACAAGCCCCGGGCCAACAAAUGGAACUCUAUGAGAGUCACCAAAGUCACAUGGAGGAAGAUCCGAAUAAGCAAUCCACUCAGGCUGGAAGGGGAAGAGACGAACAAAGCCAAGACGAGGGCAUUGGCGAACCCAAGAGGGACAACAGACGAGAGCUCUGGAGAGAGCCACGAGAAAGUUGGAGCGCUUAUGGACCACAGGGGAUGGACAUCUGGAUUAAGGUGAGGUAUGUCUAA